CGCGCGCUUGCAUGACAUGUAGCGCUGCGAUACUCAAAGGGCUGUGCUGAGCUGGUCCAGCGUAGACACAGUUUUUCAAAGUACAGCGAGCACGGCACAUCGCAGUUUUCGUCGUCGAAAGAUGGAAUUCAGGGCAAAAGAGGAGCCUAGCGAUGAGUCGAUCGCGGAAAAUCAUUAUGGAAUGAUUGACGAUAAACCGGAUCUUAAAAACUUUCCACUCUUACCAUUUCCACGAGAAAAUUCAACUCGUACGCCUCGAAAAUGUAAAAUUCGCGAAAGUGAUCAUGAGGACGAAACAGAAAUGGUUGUUGAAUAUGAAGACGUCAAACCCAAUAUUGAUUCAUUAGCAGUACAGAAAAUUGACGAUUAUUCUCCAAAUCAUUUGUGGAAUAUAAAAGUGAGGGAAGCGAAAGAAAAGAUUUUGAGUGACACUCCCGAACAAGUGAAUUUUGACAGUGAACUCAAUGACGACGUGGAAAUAUUUUUUGAGUGCGAAGACGUCAAACCCAAUAUGAAUUUUCCGGAAGUUGAAAAAAUUAAUGAUUAUUUUCCAAAUCACUUGCAGAAAUCGGAAUAUAGCGAUGAUUAUAAAAAUGAAAACAUAAUUAACGCAGAGCCAGCGGCUGAAGUAAAACAGGAAUGUUUUGGUAGCGAUGAGAAAAAUAGCGGCGAGCCAAUCAAAAGAAAAUCAGUAAUAAAAAAGUUGGGUUAUAAUAAUGAACUCAAAAACCACACCGACGAAGUGCUUAAUAAUAUCAUCUAUCCUUGCAAUGCAUGUGAUAAAACAUUCAAACAUCGGACAAGUCGUACUAUCCACAUCAAUACGGUACACAAGGGUAUCAAGCAUAAAUGCGGCAGGUGCGAAAAAUCGUAUACACAACGGGGUCAUCUCAAAUCCCACGUAGAUGCGGUGCACAAUGGUGUCACAUUUGCAUGCGAUACAUGCGGAAAGUCAUUCAGGCACAAACGCAGUUUCCGAAAACACAUCGAUUCGAUACACAACGGUAGGAAAUACAAAUGCGGUUUAUGCGGCAAGAAAUUCCUCACGAUGGGUGAAUGCAAAGCUCACAUCGAUGUGGUGCACAGUAUAGUGUUCAUUUAUGCGUGUGAAAUAUGCGGAAAACCAUUCACAACGAAGAAUAAUGUCAUAAAACACAAGAAUACGAUGCAUCGCUCACCCGUUCCAACUUGAUGUACAGAAAACUAAA
Molecule: messenger RNA, 1208 nt
Organism: Trichogramma pretiosum
Lineage: Eukaryota; Metazoa; Arthropoda; Insecta; Hymenoptera; Trichogrammatidae
Exons: 3
Coding region: 122-1192 (356 amino acids)
Biological process (GO): regulation of transcription by RNA polymerase II
Molecular function (GO): RNA polymerase II cis-regulatory region sequence-specific DNA binding; DNA-binding transcription factor activity
Source: RefSeq, a predicted model, not a curated record